AGUACCCAACUAAAGGUACGGAACUUUUUAAAAUUGUUUGUGAGUAGGUUUGGAAAACUCUCGAGACUGCAGAGCGCUCUCUUUUGGAAAUGAUCAGCAUUAAAGAUUAUGACUGCUCUUCUCUGUUUGCCGAUGAAAGUAAUGAAAGAAGUAGUCUCAAACAGCCAGAAACACUUGCUCUCAAGCUACGAGCUGACAGACAGGAAACCGAAGACUUUUAUUUAAAUAAAUUUCAAAAGUACACCCUAGACAGCAGUUUGAUAGCACGUCUACAGGCCAAAGCUGAACUUAUGCGUUGUGAAUUAGCAGAUGAAGCUGUUUUAUCAACUAGUGGGGUGUCACUACCUCUUGCUGUAUCACGACCACAUGUGUUACCACGUCGAACAAGAAAAAAGCGAAUUGGCCAGACACCAGUUGUUGGUCAGCCAAUGUUGUUUGGUGGAAGCUUGGAGGAGUACUUAGAAGUAAAUAUUAACUAAUUAUUUGUCUAUGUGUAGUGUAAAAAUAUCAAU
Messenger RNA from Limulus polyphemus (Atlantic horseshoe crab), 512 nucleotides. RefSeq names its product SLIT-ROBO Rho GTPase-activating protein 3-like. Gene Ontology annotation, biological process: negative regulation of cell migration. Bases 90 to 479 code for a protein of 129 amino acids. NCBI's taxonomy places the organism in Eukaryota, Metazoa, Arthropoda, Merostomata, Xiphosura, Limulidae. Gene Ontology annotation, cellular component: cytoplasm. The record is from RefSeq and is a predicted model, not a curated record. The transcript has 2 exons.